GGCGGGCCAAUCAGGCGGGCCGGGUGGGCGGCGCAGCCAAUGAGCACGCUCUGGCCCUUUCGGCAGCCGGGGAGUCCGGGCCUGCGGCAGGGAGAAGCCGGGCGCGGAGCCGGGGCGUCGAGUGAGCGCGCAGGCCGGGCGAGGCGCCUGGCGGGCCGGCCCCGCCACCCGCCAUGUCGCGGUGGUUCUUCCCCUGGUCGAGCUCCAUCAAGAAGCGCGCCUGCCGCUACCUGCUGCAGCACUACCUGGGCCACUUCCUGGAGGAGCGCCUCGGCCUCGAGCAGCUCAGCCUCGACCUCUACGCCGGCGCCGGCCGCCUCAGCCGCAUCCACCUCGACGUCUGGUCUGUCAAUGAGUUCCUGGAGUCUGUCGGGGCCCCCCUGGAAAUCGUCGAUGGCUUCAUCGACAGCAUCGCCGUCGCGAUCCCCUGGUCUGCCUUGGACACCGAGAACUGCACGGUGGAAGUCAGCGGCCUGCAGAUUACGUGCCGGCCCAAGGAUCGGAGUGCUGCCCCCGGCUCCGAGUCGCAGAGCUGGGCGUCCUGCAUGACCACCAGCAUGCAGCUGGCCCAGGAGUGCCUGAAGGAGCCGGCUGAGGAGCCCUGCGACGCCCCCCAGCCCUUCGAGGGGCUCGAGAUGUUUGCCCAGACCAUUGAGACCGUCUUGCGAAGGAUCGAAGUGACGUUCCUGGACACGGUGGUCCGCCUCGAGCAGCUGUCCCGCGAGGGGCAGAGCCACGUGGCCCUGGAGGUGCACGUCCAAAGGCUGGACUACUGCGAUGAAGCGGUGAAGGAGCCCGGGCAGGCCCUUCCCGUCAACGUCCACCAGCCACCGGCCUUCGUGCACAAGAUCCUGCAGCUGAGCGGCAUCUUGCUGUACUACGAGGAGUUCACGGACAGAGGGGACGGUGUCCGGGCGCCCUCCCCCGGCCCCCAGGAGGCAGCUCCGGCUUCCGAGCCCCAGCAGCGGAGGGAGGGGAGGCAGGGGGAGGCAGCUUCUCCCAGCUCCCUGCUCCAGAUCGGCAGCUGCUCCGGAUACACCGAGAUGCGGAUCAAGCUCAAGCAAAACGAGGCCUUCCCGGGACCCAAGCUGGAGCUGGACGGGAAGAUGGGCUCCCUGCAUCUCCUGCUCUCCCCGCGGCAGAUCCUGCACUUGCUGGACCUUCUGUCUUCUCUGAGCCUCGCGGACUCUGGCGCCCAGCAGCAGCCGCCCCAGCGGAGCAAGAGCCGCCCCCUCGACGCCGAGGACCUGAAGCUGAUCGAGCAGGACCUCAGUCAGCAGCUGCAUUCGGGGCUGUGGUCUGCCCCCUCCUCGCGCCUGGAGGGCAUGGAGCCCCCCGCUGGGCUGGAGAAUGGAGAGCUGUUCUUCUCCAUGGCCCCCAUGACCAGCAGCCUGGCCUCCUCCGUGCGCUCUGCAGCGCUGUCGGACGUCGAGCUGGACUCCUCCACCCCGGGCGACCUGGGCGCCAGCCCCCUGCAGGCUCCGACCUUCACGCCGGGGCUGGUUCUGAGCAGUCCCAGGCGCUACGGACGGUCACCCUUUGCUGCCACCCUGCCCUGCCUCGGCAAGAUCCCAGGCAAGGCGGCACACCCGGCUCCGCCCUCCCUGGAGAGCCAGCGGCCGGAGGCCUUGCUGCGGGUGACGCUGGGGGGCCUGACGGUGACGCUGCUGCAGCAGCAGCAGGAGGAGGAGGAGGGGCCCCGGCUGCGCCCUCCCCAGCGGGCCCCACACUUUUUCGCCCAGCUCGGGGGCCUGAAGGACGCUGCCUUUGGGGGCCCGGACUUCCGGCCCCUGCACCAGUGCUUGGAGGGGGCCUGUCCUUGCAGCCACGUCAGGCUGACGGGGGCUGCCGUGCAGAUCAGCUGCGAGCACAGAGCUGCCCGCCACGCCCAGAUGCUCAGCUGGGAGGCCUCCUUUGGGCGGCUGGAGCUCCUGGAGUGCCUCUGGCCAGAGGGGCCCCCGCAAGCCAGGCCCGUCUACACCAAGCUGCUGGCCUUUGCCAGCCCCAGUGCCUUCCCCUCCGGCCAGACCUUGCGGCCUUGUGCCCGUCUCCGCUCCAAGCACUCGGAAAAGCUGCCUUCCUCCAAGAGCCGCCUUGCCAGGGCCGCUGCCAAGCGCACGGUGGAGCUGGUGGCCGAGCUGACGGACUUCUGCUCGGAGGUGGACCUGGGCACCCUGGAGCGGCUCUGCUCCUUGCUGCCUCCCGCCCCCCCCUGCUAAGGAGGCCCCCUUGAUUCCCCCCCGGCUGCCGCAGCCGAGUGGCAAGUGAGUGCCCAGCUGGCCGCCCCCCAGGCCACCCUGCGGCUGCAGUUCCCCAUCCCGGACCUGCGGCCCUGGCCCGAGAGGCCCUGGCCCUGGGCGGAGAAGGCCGUGCGCAAGGAGAGCCUCUCGCUGGGGCUGGCCCACCUCCAGCUGCGGGCCCAGCUGGGGGCUCCACCCAGCUCCACCCGGCUGGAGGCCGCCUUCAGCGACCUGCACGGAGUGUAUGAAGAUGGCGAGAAGGCCUCGGUGCCCUGCUUCCGGGUGGGCAAAGCCCCCGACCUGCAGGCCCAAGGGACGGGGGCCAAGUACCUCCUCCCCAGGAUUGCCCUGACGGUCCAGCCGCGGGCCAGCGACCUGCAGCGGGACUUGGCCCGGGGGCCGCUGGAGGAGAUGGAGCUCUCCUCGGCGGCAGAGAGCCCCUGCGAGCUGAAGCAGCGGGAGCCCUCGCCCUUCUCCUCCAAGCGGACGAUGUACGAGACCGAGGAGAUGGUGAUCCCCGGAGACCCCGAGGAGAUGGCGGAGUUCCAGGCCCAGACGCUGGCGGCCUCCCAGUACGCCCUGGAGGUGGCCUUCCCCACCGCCCACCUCUUCCUCCCCAGCAAGGCGUUCUACGAGAGCCUCUACAACAGGAUCAACAACGACCUCCUGAUGUGGGAGCCCUCCAGCCCCCCUCCCACCCCCUCUGCGCCCCUGGGGGGCGCCUUUGCCUCCCCUCGUUGGCAGGAGAACUUCAGGAUGUGCAAGUCGGCCUUUAAACUGGAUUCGGACUCCGAGGACGAGGACUCCCACUUCUACUCGGCGGAAGAGGCGACCGCGCGGCGGGAGGAGGAGGAGGAGAGGCGCCUCCCCCCGCAGAGCUGCAUCUCCCUCCUGCUGCGGGUGGGGAAGGGGCGGGUCACUGCCCUGUGCGAUGCCAAGGGCGAGAGCGGCAAGCGUCUGGUGGGCUCCCACGGGGAGCUGGUGCUGGACGUGGAGGGCGGCAGCCUCUUCAGCGUCUCGCAGUACAAGGGCCGCGAGGACCUCGGCUACUUCUGCAUCGAGGCCGAGAAGGUGGCGCUGUAUCACAAAGCUGUGGUGGAGGACUACUUCGUGGCCGAGCACCUGGAGGUCCCCAGCUUCCUGCCCCCCGAGGGCCUCCACCCCACCAUCUACGCCUCCCGGGAGGGCCCUGUCGCUUGGCCCGCGGGUGCCCGGAAGGACGGGCCCCAGAAGAUGCUCUCCCUGGCCAUCCAGAUCGACCUGGACUCGGAGAAGAACGUCAAGGAGUUCCUGGUGACGCUGCGCCUCGAGGGCGCCACCCUCCGCCACCACAUGGCCCUGGCGAAUCAGAGCUGGUACACGCAGCUGAUGGACUUCCUGGACGUCCUGGACGACCCCAUCCUGGGCUUUGAGCCCCCCACCGCCAUCACCGUGCUGCACACCCACCUCUUCAGCUGCGCAGUGGACUACAGGCCCCUCUACCUGCCCAUCCGGGUCCUGGUCACAGCAGAGUCCUUCACGCUCUCCAGCAACAUCAUCGUGGACACCUCCGUCUUCCUCCUCCGGUUCAUCUUGGACGACUCGGCCGUCUACCUGUCCAACAAGUGCGACUCGGAGACGGGCAGCCUGAGGAAAGACUAUGUCUGUGUCGUGGACGUGGACCUGCUGGAGCUGGUGAUCACCACGUGGAAGGGAGCCACGGCGGGCAAGCUGACCCGGCCGCUCUUCGAGCUGCGCUGCUCCAACAACGUGGUCCACGUGCACACCUGCGCGGACUCCUGCGCCGCCCUGGCCAACCUCCUCCAGUACGUGGUCAACCACGGCGACCUGCACCCCCCGCCCCAGCACGGCAGCCCCACGGAGAUCGCGGGCCAGAAGGUGCAGCUGUCGGAGAGCCCGGCCUCCCUGCCCCCCUGCCCCCCGGCCGAAACGGCGGCCAUCAACCAGGGGGACCUGACGGACGCCCUCAUCGACACGGAGCGGAGCCUGCAGGAUGCGGCUGGCGAGACGGGCGACUCCGGCCUCCGGCGGCAGGCCUCCCCGGUCUCGGUCUACCUCUUCCCAGGGGAGAAGGGGAGGGCCCCAGUCCCCGCUCCGGCCCCCGCGGCGGAGGGGCUGGACCUCAGCCCUUCGGAGGAGAGCGAGGGCGAGAGCGAGGCCACCGACACGGACGACUUCUGCAUCCUCGACGCGCCCGGCACGGGCAUCCCGCCCCGGGAUGGCGAGCCGGUGGUGACGAAGCUCGGGGAGGGCCCCGUCUGCAUCCAGGAGGGCCACUUCUCCCGGCCGCUGGGCAGCACGGACCUGCUGAAGGCCCCCUCGCGCUUCCCCAUGCCGGAGAGCCGCGUCAUGCUGCGCGAGGUCUCUGUGGUCUGGCACCUCUACGGCGGCAGAGACUUUGGCCCCGGCCCCUCGGCCUCCGGGCAGGCCCACUCGCCCCGGGCGAAGCCGCCUCCUCCCAGUGCCCGGGCGUCCCCCUCCCGCUCCUCCCUCUCCAACCGGCCCCAGAACAGCUGGCGGGCCCAGGGGGGCUCCAGCCGCAUCCAUGAGCUGCUGAUGGAAAUCCAGCUGACCAAGGUGAGCUUCCAGCACGAGACCUACCCCAGUGGCGGCAGCAGCAGCACGUCCGAGAAGCCGGCCCUGGAGGGCGGGGAGCAGCCCCUGGCCAGGCAGGUCUUCAUCGUCCAGGAGCUGGAGAUCCGGGACCGCCUGGCCUCCUCCCAGAUCAACAAGUUCCUCUACCUGUACAGCAGCGAGCACAUGCCCCGGCGGGCCCACUCCAGCAUGCUCACCAUCAAGGCCCUGCACGUCUGCCCCGAGGCGGGCCUGGGGGGCCCCGAGUGCUGCCUUCGCGUCUCGCUGAUGCCGCUGCGGCUCAACAUCGAUCAGGACGCCUUGUUCUUCCUGAAGGACUUCUUCACCAGCCUGGCUGCCGGCAUUAACCCCGUAGUAGCCAUGGAGGCGGGCUCCGAAGCGGGCCACCCAGAUUCCCAGGGGAAGGAGCCCGAGGCGGCCGAGGGCGAGAUGGCGGCUUCCAUGGAGACCACCUUCAGCGAGAGCAGCUCCCUCUCCAGCGCCUCUUCUUCCUCCACUGACCAGCCCAUCUACUUCCGGGAGUUCCGCUUUACCUCUGAGGUGCCCAUCUGGCUGGACUACCACGGCAAGCACGUGACCGUGGACCAGGUGGGCACCUUUGCCGGCAUCCUGAUCGGCCUGGCCCAGCUGAACUGCUCCGAACUCAAGCUCAAGAGGCUCUGCUGCCGCCACGGGCUGCUGGGGGUGGAGAAGGUGGUGAGCUACGCCCUGACCGAGUGGCUGACGGACAUCCGCAAGAACCAGCUGCCGGGCCUCUUGGGGGGCGUGGGGCCCAUGCACUCGGUCGUGCAGCUCUUCCACGGCUUGCGGGACCUCUUCUGGCUGCCCAUCGAGCAGUACCGGAAGGACGGGCGCAUCAUCCGCGGCCUGCAGCGUGGCGCGGCCUCCUUCGGCACCUCGACGGCCUCGGCUGCCCUGGAGCUCAGCAACCGCCUGGUGCAGGCCAUCCAGGCCACGGCGGAGACGGUCUACGACAUCCUGUCCCCCACGGCUCCUCCCAUGACGCGGACCCUCCUGGACAGGAAACACACCCACCGGCAGAGGCGUGGCCAGCAGCCAGCGGACCUGCGGGAGGGCGUGGCCAAGGCUUACGACACGGUGCGCGAGGGCGUCAUCGACACGGCGCAGACCAUCUGUGACGUGGCAGCCCGCGGCCACGAACAGAAAGGCAUCCCGGGGGCUGUGGGCGGGGUCCUGCGCCAGAUCCCCCCCACGGUGGUCAAGCCCCUGAUCGUGGCCUCGGAAGCCACCUCCAAUCUCCUGGGCGGGAUGCGCAACCAGAUCAAGCCCGACGCCCGCAAGGAAGAGUCCCUGAAGUGGCGCUCGGAAGACGCCCAGGAGUGACGGGGGGGGGCGCAGCCACUAGGCUCCCUGGACCCUGAGCCGCCAGCCGAGGGCCUGCUCACCCAGCCAGCCUCCCCUGGGCUCUGCCCUUCCACGGGAAGAACUUUCUUCUGGGGGGGCGGCUGGAGAGAAGAGCUUCUGCUUAGAGCUCCCCCCCGCCCCAGGCUUGAUCUUGAUCCCAGGACAGGCAAGCUUGGCGUGGGUGGAGGGGGGGGGGGCCGCCUGGGCUCCGCCUCUGCUCACCUCACCCGUAUUUUUGUACUUCCCCAGAGUAAUGUCUGCUCUCUCUCUCUCUCUCUCUCUUUGGUGCAUGAUCUGCCGCUGCUGCUGCUCCCUCCACACCGCCCCCAGGAAAGCAGCAAGAGCGGGAUGGGGUGGGGUGGGGUCUGAAUAUUAAAGGACAUGUUUUCA
Molecule: messenger RNA, 6590 nt
Organism: Hemicordylus capensis (graceful crag lizard)
Lineage: Eukaryota; Metazoa; Chordata; Lepidosauria; Squamata; Cordylidae
Gene: ATG2A
Product: autophagy related 2A
Biological process (GO): autophagosome assembly; reticulophagy; autophagy of mitochondrion
Cellular component (GO): extrinsic component of membrane; phagophore assembly site
Molecular function (GO): phosphatidylinositol-3-phosphate binding
Source: RefSeq, a predicted model, not a curated record